AAAUGGUCCAAACUGUUUUGAAUGGCGUAUUUGCAUACCAAACAAGAGAAAGUGAAGAAAUUCAGGCAGAAUAUUAUGUGGAAAACAUAAUUAUGUGGGAUGUGCUUAAAGAACUGGAUGAAAACUUACAUUUUGUGGUAGACACAAAGAACAACGUGUGCAUGUUUGAUUACGUAACAAAAGACGAAAAGAGAAAUAUUAAGGGAAAGUGCUAUCUGGUGUACAAAACAGGUGCUAAUUACAACUUUUACAGCCUGAUAGAGACCAAGGAUGAUUACGGAACGUUUAUGCUGAUCAACAAAAGAAAGUACCAGCUGAUUGAGGUCAGCAACAAUCAGGAAAUACGAGUUAUAGAGAACUGCGAAAGUUUCGAGACACAAUUUACAGAAAGUUGUCAAGUGUCGCAGAGCGACAACACCUUGUCAAAUAUUUCAAUCUUUUCGCGAAAUUCUGAAUUGAUCUGUAAUUCCGUAGUAUACAACGAAAAUAACCUGAGCUACUACCAUAGCCAAAUACUCCGAUAUAAAAAUUACGAUCUUAAAUGGAAAAUUUGCAAAGAUGAAUCGCUGGAAACAAUUAUUCAAAAAUAUGUAAAUACGUUCAAGUUUAACAAUCAUACUCGAAUAAACCAUUUUUUAAUGACGACAAAGAACGAGGAAAGGCAUUAUUGUAGUGUUUUAUCGAACAGAAGCGGUCUUAUCGUGGUUGUGAGUAUGGCAGAGUAUUAUCUAAACGGUGAUUAUAUGAGUGUCAUAUUGUACAACAAGUUUAACCAAGGUAAAACAUAUGUGUGCGAGCGACUGCUCGAUACAAAGCUGUUGCAACCAUGUAAUAUUGCCAUGAAAGUAUCAACCUGUUCGUUUUCAUUAUCAACUGAAUCCUUUCUACCAAAAAUUGACCUAAACUACAACUUCGUACUAAAAAUACUAUCGUGUUUUCUGAACGAAAGACAAAUGCUUUUCUAUUCAAGUAACAAAGAGAAAGUGUAUAAGACAAUAGUGUUCUUUAUUAAGAUCAUAAAACCGUUCAACUACAAGUUUUUCAUAUCUUCAAGACUGCCAAAUGAAUUCCAGGAUAUUCUGAACUCACCGUUUCCGUUUGUACUAGGUGCUGACGAGAGAACAAACAUGGCUAUUGUUCAUGUAGAUCUUGAUAAUUACGAGAUGUUUAACUUCACCGGAGACGUCUUGCCAUUUGAAAAAGAGCUCAGAAAAAAGUUUCGAAUAGGUGCGCGCGAGAGCAUGAGUAUGAAUUACCUGUCUAUAUUCAGGCAUUACUUUACAAUAAUACAUAAUAACUUGGAUAUUGCACGCGAAACGUUAAUUAACAAGAAUCUAAAGGAUUCUCAUGGAAUAAGGAAUUUGAUUCACAAGCCCGAGACGAUCAAAACAGAGAUUAAAUACUUAAACGAUACCUUUACCGAAAGCUUUAUGGAGACAAGGAUUUUUAAAGACUAUAUCAGCGGUCGAAAGGAUAAUUUGAUGCUAUAUUAUACAAUACGUAGUCUAUGUGAUGAAGAAAACACUGAUAAUACGGCCUCGAACAGUUUCUUUUCGCGAUCAAAAUACAUCUUAAACAAUUGUGUUCUGAUAAGCGGGCGAGACCCGUUUAUCUACAAGAUAUUUCUUAUGUUCUGCGAAAAAGAGCCAAAAAACAUCAUAUAUAAUCUUUUGAUACAUCCCCAGAUACUCGAGGGUAUCGCUCCCGAUAUACUGGAACUGUAUAGUUCAAACAAAAAUUACAAUGAGAUUUGCUGGUUCAUCGAAUUGCUCAAGAGCAAGCACAUCGAAAUCACACCAGAGAUGUUUAAUUGUAUUAAUUACAGCGAGAAUUGUGACAAAAGAGCCGACGACAUGGUAGAGCUGCAGGACUAUAAGAUUUACGUCUUUGAAACGUGCAAAUGCCAUGAAAUUUCACAAAAUGUCAGAGAAUACCUGCAGGCGUGUUUAACGACCGCAGAUAAAACAAUAACUGAGGAUCGAGAUGUUGAUAUGGACCUUCAUUCUAAUAAAUGCCAGUACGAUGAAAACAAUCUGGCAUCAAACGUAGCAGGUGAGCAGUACAAUACGACAUAUACGUAUGGAAAUAAUCCAAUAAGGAGAAAUAAACGUGUUUGCAGAUGCAAAACCAACUUUAAUGGCAUUAUAGUGAAGAAAAAAAAUAAUUUAGUCGGCAUUUAUGAGAUAUUUUCGCCAAAGGAUCUAUUCGUGUUUAUAAAACGGAAUCAACCGGUUAGCUUAUUAGAGCUGGAACAGAAUAUUUUUUGGAAUGUUAUAACUUAUUUCCUGAUUUAUGAUUUGCCAAUAAAUUUUAAGAACACCAGCAACGAAGAAUGUGAACUAAUAAUUGAGGAGAACAAUGAAAAAAGAUGUUUUAAUUUACUGAAAUUGCCACAAAUAAAGUUUAUUAAUUAA
Messenger RNA from Vavraia culicis subsp. floridensis, 2414 nucleotides. RefSeq lists its product as uncharacterized. The record is from RefSeq and is a predicted model, not a curated record. Lineage: Eukaryota; Fungi; Microsporidia; Pleistophoridae. The annotation marks the transcript as partial. The transcript has a single exon.